GGGAAGUAACGCCUGGUAAAAUGCGACAUACUAAUUCUUCCUAAAUUGGUAAAACACGGAUUCAAUCCUCAAACUAGUACUUAAACAAGACAUUUUAUUGAAAUAGCAUGAGGAUAAGCCCGUCUCGAUGCGCGCUGAAGCUUCUCGUUUAACUUAGUUCGCUAGCCGCUAACAUAAAGGUGUAUUUGUUAGCAACAUAUUGGGUUAGCAAUGUGUUGAGACUAUUGUGUGACAAAAUGUUUGCAAGAACCACACCCGACUACGGGCAGAGGUUUUGUGGAACAAAAGAGGAGAACGAGCAACAACAUCAACGGCCGGAUGCUGUUUGCAAGGAGCUUCGUGUUGUACUUAUGCGACUCACAACAGGAGUCAGUGAAAAAUACCUUUGUCCUUGGAAACAGGGGCCAGGUUUUCUUCAAAUUAAAGAGGAGGAAGAGCCUGUUCACAUCAGGAUGAAGAUGGAGGAGGAAGAGGAUAGAGACAAGUCGUUAUGGACCUCUGUCAUUUUAAAAAGUGAACUUGGAGACAAUGUUGAGAGUGAGGAGACCUCUGUCAUUUUAAAAAGUGAAGUUGGAGACAACGGUGAGCGUGAGGAGAACAGGGGGGCGGAGUCUCCAACCAGAAGCUCAACUCAAGACAUUAUAUCAGAAGAUGAAUCAGACCACUGGGGAACAUCACGAGAAGUGAUAGAGAUAAGUGAUAACACAUCAGACGAUUCUGACACUGAUUAUUAUGAUGAUGAUGACGAUGUUGGUGGUGGCGAUGGCGAUGAUGACAAAGAUGAAGAUUAUUGUUACGAUGAGGACGACGACAAUGAUGAUGAUAGUGAUGAAGAUAAAGGUGAAGAUGAAGUUGAACUCUUUGAAUGUUCUCAGUGUGGAAAAAAAUUUCACUCAAAGUUUUAUUUGAAAUGUCACAUGAGAACACACACUGGAGAAAAACCUUACAUUUGCUCAGUUUGUGGUAAAGGAUUCACUUCAUCCUCACUUUUAUUACAUCACACCAAAACGCACAAGGGAGAAAAGCCUUUCGUCUGCUCAUUUUGCGGUAAAAGAUUCUCUGUAAAGGCAAUCUUAACGUGUCACACAAGAACACACACUGGAGAGAAACCUUACUUGUGCUCAGAUUGCGGGAAACGCUUUUCUUCCAAUUCAAGUUUAAGUAAACACAAAGCAACACACAGUGGAGAAAAACCUUUUGCCUGCUUAAUUUGUAAUAAAAAAUUCCGUCAAAAGGCUGCUUUAGCAAGGCACUCACUGAUACAUAGUGGAGAAAAAGCUUUUGCCUGCUCUGUUUGUGGCCAACGAUUCUCUCAAAAAUGUAAUUUGAAAACACACAAAAGAACGCACACUGGAGAGAAAGCUUUUCCUUGCACCUUUUGUGCCAAACGAUUCUCUAGUAAACAGCAGGUUCAGAUGCACAAGUGUUCUGGUAAGAAAAGUGAGUUGAAGCUUUCAUAAAAAA
Molecule: messenger RNA, 1464 nt
Organism: Syngnathus acus (greater pipefish)
Lineage: Eukaryota; Metazoa; Chordata; Actinopteri; Syngnathiformes; Syngnathidae
Product: zinc finger and SCAN domain-containing protein 2-like
Exons: 2
Coding region: 237-1460 (407 amino acids)
Biological process (GO): regulation of transcription by RNA polymerase II
Molecular function (GO): RNA polymerase II cis-regulatory region sequence-specific DNA binding; DNA-binding transcription factor activity
Source: RefSeq, a predicted model, not a curated record